Messenger RNA from Haliotis rubra (blacklip abalone), 2771 nucleotides. Its product is annotated as splicing factor 3B subunit 1-like. NCBI's taxonomy places the organism in Eukaryota, Metazoa, Mollusca, Gastropoda, Lepetellida, Haliotidae. Gene Ontology annotation, cellular component: catalytic step 2 spliceosome; U2-type prespliceosome; U2 snRNP. The record is from RefSeq and is a predicted model, not a curated record. Gene Ontology annotation, molecular function: mRNA binding. The coding region runs from base 153 to 2678 and encodes 841 amino acids. The transcript is spliced from 9 exons. Gene Ontology annotation, biological process: spliceosomal complex assembly.
CACACAAGACAAGAAGCAGAUCAAUAUCAUGUGAUAGAUCCCCUCCAAGGCAGAUAUCGUAUUCAGGAUCUGACGUGCACACAAGACGAAGAAGCAGAUCAAUAUCAUGUGAUAGAUCCCCUCCAAGGCAGAUAUCGUAUUCAGGAUCUGACAUGCACACAAGACAAAGAAGCAGAUCAAUAUCAUGUGAUAGAUCCCCUCCAAGGCAGAUAUCGUAUUCAGGAUCUGACAUGCACGCAAGACAAAGAAGCAGAUCAAUAUCAUGUGAUAGAUCCCCUCCAAGGCAGAUAUCGUAUUCAGGAUCUGACGUGCACACAAGACGAAGAAGCAGAUCAAUAUCAUGUGAUAGAUCCCCUCCAAGGCAGAUAUCGUAUUCAGGAUCUGGCGUGCACGCAAGACGAAGAAGCAGAUCAAUAUCAUGUGAUAGAUCCCCUCCAAGGCAGAGAUCACAUUCAGGAUCUAGGUUGCACGCAAGACGAAGAAGCAGAUCAAUAUCAUGCGAUAGAUCCGCACCAAGGCAGAGAUCACAUUCAGGGUCUAGGUUGCAUGCAAGGCGAAGAAGCAGAUCGAUAUCAUGCGAUAGAUCCGCACCAAGGCAGAGAUCACAUUCAGGGUCUAGGUUGCAUGCAAGGCGAAGAAGCAGAUCGAUAUCAUGCGAAUCAUUGUCCAGAAGGAGAUCAUAUUCAGGAUCUAGCCCAUAUGGGAGAGGAAGAAGAAGAAGAUCGAUAACAGGCUCUAUUUCACCCAGACGUAGAUCAUAUUCAGGAUCUAGCCCAUAUGGGAGAGGAAGAAGAAGAAGAUCGAUAACAGGCUCUAUUUCACCCAGACGUAGAUCAUAUUCAGGAUCUAGCCCAUAUGGGAGAGGAAGAAGAAGAAGAUCGAUAACAGGCUCUAUUUCACCCAGACGUAGAUCAUUCUCAGGGUCAAACUCACUGGAAAGAAGACGAAGAAAAAGGAGAAGAUCAAUAUCAAGUUGUAUUUCACCCAAAAGAAGGCGGUUAUAUUCAGGAUCCAAAUCACAUGACAGUGAAUCGACAUCAGGGUCUGUACCUUCUACAAAUGAGAAAAGAAGAAGAAUUUCAACAUCAAGCUCCAGUUCUGAUUCAAGGCUGGAUACCAUGACAUUGGAUUCUGUAGACCCGGAGUUGUUUCCCUUUGUCCAGGAUGAUGAUAUGAAUUACUUUGGACGUGUGCUUAGAAGCGUCAAUUUAUCAGACCCUGGAAUCUCCCAGGCAGAAGUUGAAAAAAGGCGUUUGAUAGGAAUCGUGCUGAAGAUAAAGAAUGGACCACCUGCCGUUGCACAGGGGGCGACGAGAGACUUACAGAAUGUGGCCAAGAGGGGCAACUGCUGCAAAUUGUUCAAUCUUCUUUUACCAAUGAUUUUUCACAAAGACUAUCAGACUGACGAACACCAGAGGAAGCUAAUAGAAACACUUGAUGCUCUCAUAUAUAAGGCAGGACGUAAUGCACGCCCAGUCUUUGACCAAAUCCUUGACAAUGCUCAAGGAGGACUGUAUUCAACACAACAGGUGAAACAGGUCGCUUGCCGGAUCAUUUCCAAACUUACAAAGGUGUUCGGCUCAAUGAAAAUCCUGUCACAUCUUACACCAGAUGUAAGCUCCCCUACUGCUGUGGUUUCAAAUGCAAACAGUUACACUGUGGCCGUCAUAGCAAAGACUUCUGGUGUAGAGUCUGUCCUGUCGUAUGUCAAGACGCUCUGUGACAGUGGAGCGCCCGCUGUACAGGAAGCAGGGUUCGCCACCAUUCAGAGUAUUGUCUAUCAUACGAAGAAGGCUGCUCAUCCAUACAUCAGGCCACUUAUGGAACAUUUACAACCAGGUCUAAAGCGCAAGAAAUUCUCUGUAUGGAGACAGUGGGCAGAAGCUUUGGCAGCUAUUGCAACCAUGGCAACCAAGGAGGAUUACCCAGCAUUCUCUGCCAUAUGGGACCAUCUGUUAAGCAAAUAUCGCAGCAACCCACAGAUUGUGUCAGAGUUUGAGCAGUCAGCAGCACUCCAUAUCAUGUUCUUGAAGCCGGGUCUGACUCAGGAAGAGCUGGACAUGAUCUGUGAUUUGUUCGCCAUGUCCUGUACCAGCCCAGAUGACCGCAUCUCUGCACAGAUAUUGUGCCGAUUAAGUCCCAGCUCGCUUGUUGCUGAUGAUGUCUUUGAGGAGAAAUUCCUCCGUCCUUUUCUGCAGCAGUCCUUCCUUCCCGGUACGUCCAUGACAUCACAUGACCAGUUCUCUAAGAUUUGUGUGAGAUCAGCAAGGAGACUUGGUGUAGAGAAGAUAUGCACAUACAUCGUAGAUGGCCCCUUCAAACAAGACAGCUUCCUGGCUGUAACUGAUGCUCUUGUUGCCAUCUUGAAGAAACAUGGGUUGACUCAGGUCACAUAUCACACAGAGAGGAGAAUUGUUUUGGGAUUAAUGUGUGCUGGUAAAGUUGAAACAUUUCAGAAUGAUGACAAGAUUGUGAGCUCCAUGGAGAAGCUACUGAAGCUGCUGAGAAGAAGACUCUGUUUUCAUUCAGAGGACAUCAAACAGAUGCUGACUUCGACCACAUCUUCAUCUUCGUCCCCAGGGAGCGCCCUGAAUCACCUCCUGGUGAACCUCCAGGGGCUGUGCAGCCAAGACCAGCUGACCUCAGACCUAAUACUGGACGGAUGUGUGCGAAAAUAGUGUUUUUGAUGCCAUUGGGAUCUUCAUUACUGUGUUAAAACUCUUCAUGCAAUGUUAGAUCUAUGAUACUGCUCCAUGUAUUAGAGACACUAU